This is a messenger RNA of Effrenium voratum, 6711 nucleotides long. The record is from the annotation of a GenBank genome assembly. Lineage: Eukaryota; Dinophyceae; Suessiales; Symbiodiniaceae.
AUGCCGCUGGUCCGCGCCCAAGUCUUCGACGUGUUGUUGCAGGAGUUCCUCGAGCUAUACUGGCCAGAGUGGACGGAGCGGGGCGCUGCCGCGCGGAGGCUCGCCGAAGACUUUGCGGCUUUCCUUCAAGGAGCGGGCAAACCGCCCGCCUUUUUAGCCGGCGCCUUCUGCGGGGGCUCGCAGUUCCAGAUGCGGCGCUGGAUUGAUCGCUAUUGGCGCCUCCGGGGCCUCAAUCCAAUGGAAGUGCUGCAGCGGCUCAACUUCUUCGACUUGCUUGGGGGGCCAGAGUUUGACUUCUACCUCGGCUUGCUGCGCAAGGGCCAGGCUCGCUUCAUCUACUCGCGCGGAGUCGACCGCCCUGGCGAUUUCCGCGGCUGCUUGGCGGCGGGCGACGAAGACGAAGAGGAGCCGCCCUUCGACGCCGGGCUGGCCAUUGUGUUCCGCUGCGACCACUUCCUGGUCGCGCGCCGCGUUCGGAAAGAGGAGCGCUGCGAGGAAGAGAGACAAACGGCGAGCGACGGAGAAGAGCGGAGGGGGAGCGCGGCCAGCUCCGGGCUCAAGCCACUUCCAGCUUCGCCGCGCAUGCUGCAAACGCUGGGCCAGCGGCCCCGAUGGGCCGACGCGCGGGACUCCGACGCGGCGGGCGCGCGGCAGACGCCCGCGGCUCUCUUUGAGGCCCAGGCUGACGACGGCGCGCUCUGGCGCGAAGUCGCCGCCUUUGCGGGGGCGACUUGCGCCUUCCAACUUUGGCAUUGUGGCAGGCGCGGCUGCGCCGAAAGUGCGAAGACUGGGACUUUCCGCUGCCUUCUUGGCGAUGGGCUGGUCUACGGCGAGCCGCUGCGCCUGCGCGCCGAGCUCCAAAUUUUUGUGCUCUUUCUAGGCUUCGUUUCGGAGCGGCGCCUGUCCCGGCCUUGCCGGCGGGCGGUCCGGGCUUGGCAAGGGCGGCUGAAGGCUUUGACCGCUUUCGACGCGGCCGCCCUUGAGAGCACGGGCGUCGCGGUUGCGCGCCUCGUCUUGCAAGGACUUUUGAUUGGCAGAAUGGCCCCGGCGGAUCUUUCGUCUGCGGCCGCGGCGGACGAGGUUGCGGCGAUCUGCGCCCUGGCGGUGGUCGACGUCCCCGGGGACGGCAACUGCCUCUUCCACGCCCUCGCAACGCAGGACGAAGAGGGCUGCUGCGGGGAGGAGCUGCGAGCAGAGUUGGCGGACUUUCUCGAGAGGCCGAGCACCUGCGAGUGCUGGGGCGGAGCCGUGGCCAUCUCGGCUUAUUCCUUGCUUCGACAGCGGCGGGUCUUUGCCCACGUCAAGGUCGCGGGCUCCGACGUCGUGGAGGUCCAGGCCGAGCUCUCCGACGCGAUGGCCGCGGCCUGGCCGCAGCCGCCGCCGCCGCGCUACUUUGCCCCGGUGAUCGCGGAAGCUGCGGGGGCCACGGCGGCCGCUGUCUACGCAGAGGACGAUGCGAUGGAGGAAGUCAGCAAAGCCUUCGUGAUCCCCGCGGCCCAGACUUCCCACCCCUUCCGCCCCCUAGAGGACGCGGCGACGGAGUUGGCGACGGAGCAGUCUGGCCCCGCGCGUUCUGCGCCUUUGACGGCUGCGGAUGGGGAGGCGGCCAACGGCCUGGAAGCGGACCUCGCCAAGCACCUUGAGGCGGAGCACGCGGAAGACCUGGAGUCCGCCGCCGCUUGCUUUCCUGGGCCUCGCCCCCCGGACGCGCUGCUGAGCGUUUGCUUCUGCUGCGCCUGCGUCUACACCCGCGUGGCGGAGCUUGAGGGGCAGAGCGAGAUCCAACGGCGGCGGCCACUGAGUCGCAAGCCGACGGGGGAGCGCCUCUUCAUCGGGAAGCCGGCGGCCGCAGCGGCGCGAGCGCUCAGCCUGGAGCGCUUUCUGGAGAAAUACGACCAGCUCGACGUCCCGGGCAAGAAGUUGUCUGACUCUGAGAGUUUCGGCUCCUGGAAGUUGCGGCUGCCUGGCCCUGGCGGCGCAGAGCUGCUGCGCUGCGUCCUCUGCGAGCACUGCGAGCUGCCAGUUUGCGGCGGCUGCCUCGACCACCUCGCCUGCGUGCAGUUGCCCCCGCUGAGCCUGGCAAACGACAUGUGGACUGGCUACGCCCCGGAGCGGAUCUACGCGGAGGAGGCGACUGCGAUGGAGCUGAUCUGCGCCUCGCCCUGCGUCACGACGCUGAUUUGCAUGUCUAUGGAGGCGCGGUUCCGCAGCGAGGCUUGCGCCCUCGACGAGACGGCUCAUAUGGCCCGGCAUCGCUUCGGGGCUCGGGGCAACGCUUUAUCUUUCCCGCUGCCCUGGGAAGACGUCUUGAAAGCUUUGCAGGGGGAAGGCGACCAGGCGGCGGCGCUGCCGCGCAGCGGCGCAGAACUCGGCCAGCUGGUCCGCGUUCUGCUCAAGAUCCACCAGGCGAACGUGAGGUGGGAGGUGGUGGUCAACCUCAUCUUGGACAUGAAGCGCCUGGGCCACCCGUCCUUUGCGGGCGUGGAUGAGGUGUUGAAAGUCGUGGUCCAGGCGCGCUCCGAAGGCGAGAACGCCAAGAAGAUCGAGGUCCCGAAGCAGACGAUCUUGCGGGCGGCGGGCUUCAGGUUCGCAAAGCGCAGCUUGGUCAAGCGGGAUGUGAUCUCCCGGACGCCCGCGACGAUGUCCUCGAGCUUCAAGGUCCCGCCGCAGUUUCCGCAGCGCGGCCACCGCAGCUUCGUUGGCGUCUUCGCCCGCGCAGCCUUCCGCGACCACGGCCCGCGCCCGCUGCGCGGCAAAGGUCGCGCCGGCGGCGGCGACGUCUUCCUGCCAGGCUGCAGCUUGUCCUCGGCGUCGUUGACGUCCGCGUCCACCUGGUCGCGGGCGCCGGCGGAGAACCUGCCGAACUACGAGGACAGGCGCGCGCUGCUGGCCAGGGACCCGCUGGCUUGCGCGGAGGGCUUCAGGACGCUGGUGCUCCUGACGCUGCGCCACCUCUUGGGGGUCAGGUUCUGCCCGCGCUGCCCGAACUGCGCGACUUCGGGGCAGCCUUGCAGCGACGCGUUCGGGAGCAACGCCGUGGCCGGCGGCGGCGUGCUGGGCAGAGUUGACGCGGUGUUUGGCUCCAUCGAGUGUCAAAAGAGCGGUAUGCUUCCUACACUGCCCAUGUCCGGCGCUCCGUCUACUGCGACGGACGGCUGGGAGCGCGAUCGGGCCGCCGCGGAGGAGGAGUGGCCGGAGUACAAGGACUGCGCCUUGAUGUUGAGCCGGCCGGCCUACCAGGCGAGCCGCCGGCUGCGGCCCGAGGAGUGGACGCGGCGAUACUUGGCGGAGGACGUGGAGCAGCUGCAGCAGCGCAAGCAACAUCAUGCGCAUCUCCCUGCCGGCCCAGGCAAGAGCGGUUUCCCCCGCGACAGCCAGUUGAUUCUGGGCCGAACGGCUCUGGUCUGCCGCGGCUUGGCCGAGCAGCUGGACCUGCCCGUCAAGGGCAAGCGGAGUUCUUUGGGCCUGCAGUGGGGCCCGGUCAACGACCCGAACCUCAACGGCAACCACCUGGCGCUGCUGGCGGCGCUGCGCUGCAACGGCGACCUCCAAGUGCCUUAUCGGUUCCCCGUGACGAAGGAGACCCACGACGACGCGCUCUGCCAGGAGGAGAUCUCGACCUGCGUCGGCGACGGCGACGUCAAGCUGCUCGUCCGAGAAGCGCAGAGGACCCAGGCCGGGCGGGAAGUGGCCGCGGUUUUGCCCGGCUCUGUUUGCUCUCGCGUCGCGCAGGCCGCCCAAGCUGGCUACGGCUGCGACUACAUGAACAAGCGGCCGCCCAUCGCCGUGCAAGAGCUCAAGGAGUGGCAGCGCGGCCAUCGGGAGCUCGGCGAAGACUUGAAGGACAAGCCCGCCGGCUACAUCGGGGCGAGGGUGGCCAAGCGGCUGACCACGGACUGCUACGCCCGCGGCGUCUGCCGCGGCGCGGUGGAGUGCGCCAAUUUGACCACGCGCCAGGCGGGCAACGACCCCACGGCGGCCGAGUCUCUCAAGACGGCGCCCGUCCACUCCAUCUCCUUGCAGUUCGGCCUCCAACUCCUGGAGGCGGCGGCCGCCGGCGAAGCUUGGCCGGCUGAGCCGCGACAGCUGCGGACAGACGCGCGGCCGGCGGCUCAGCGAGGGCGCGUGGUCUCCUGCCCGUUCUGGACCUUCUACGGGGCGCGGGGGCGAGCAGCCGAAGUCCGCGACCUCUGCGCCUUCGAGUUCGCGCGCCACUUCCUCUUCAAGCUGGCCAAGCGGCCCUUUGCGCUGGAGCAGCUGAGCGAGCGGCGCGACGAAGGUUUUCACGCCUCGCUGACGCGGGCUGGGGCGGCGAAGCUUGGCGCAAACCCCAAGGCCGUCUUGCUGACCGGGGCGGACUACGAGAUCCACGAGGAAGGCGCGCUUGGCGGUCGCUCGGAGGAGGACUACGCGAAGCGGGUGCUGCUGCUCCUCUGCCCUUGGACGAGCCACCCCGACGACGCCUCGGCCGCCGCGCCCUUCCUCGCCGACCUCUGCAAGUUCGGCAAGUCAGACUGGCGCCGCGCCCUCCGACGGCGGCGGAUUCUCCAAGGCAACCCGACCGAAGAGGUCAAGCAGUUCGCGCUGAACUUUUGCUUCGUCCACUGCCUGCCACGGGAACUCCGGCCGGAACAGCACUUGCAAGAGAACAGCGACAACGAGGUCCAGGACGAGGGCGUGCGCUUCGACAAGGCGGACUUGGAGGCGGCUCGGGCCACGCACGUCCGCGGCGCGGGCAAGCUGGGCUCCGAGAACUUUGACGAACAAGACAGUGAGCAGGAGGACGCGGCCGCGGCGACGCGGCUGUGCGUCAUGACCAAGCAGAUGUUCGACUUGUCCCGGGCCGCGUGGAGGAAGAGCGGGGCCGACGCCUCGCCCGGCCAAGGCGCGCCAGCGCAAAACGAGCAGCUCGACCACAACGCGCUUGCCUGGGCCGCCCGCGCCUCGCGGAGCAAGAGCAGACUUCCGUCCUUUCCGGGCGUCGGCCAAGCCGGGCGGGAUCCCGAGGCGCAGCCGCUCGGCCCGCCCGUGACCGCAGACGCGCUGUUGGACUGGCUGGGCAGCGAGCGCGUCCGGAGCGGUCUGAACUCCAAGCAAUGGGAGAUGCUGCGGGUGGUGAUCGCUCUGCGGCGAGCCGAGCCGCUGGCCUGGCUGCUGCACGGCCCGCCGGGCACUGGGAAGUCCCACGUCCUGAAGUUCCUGCGGGAGUUGUUCGAGGAGCAGCUUGGCUACGCGCAGGGGAUCGACUUCGAGGUUGCGGCGUUCCAGGCCGUCAACGCGGCCGACAUUCGCGGCCGGACCCUCCACAACGCCUGCGUUGGCGUGGACGCGGCCGCGCUGGACCGCGCCGUGGGCCAGGAGGCGGCGAAGAGAAUGAGCUACUGGAGAUGGCUCGUCGUCGACGAGGUCAGCAUGGUCAACGCGCGGCUGCUGGCGCAGGUCGAGCAGCGGCUGCGGGCGGUCGUCCCGUCGGCCAGCCAGUGGAAGCGCAACGCGGCCGGGGAUUCGCGGGCCUUCGCGGGCGUCAACGUGCUGCUGCUCGGCGACUUCUACCAGCUGCCGCCGCCGAGCGGCGGCUACCUCGCGGACGUGCCCAGCAGAGCGCGAGCGCUGCAAGGACGCCUGGUGAACGAGGUCGUGGACGAGCUGCGGCGCGGCGAGCUGUCGGAGCAGAACUGGCGCUACCUCCACGGCAAGCCCGUCGAAGGCUGUCGACUGACCGCGGCAGAGCGCGAGUCCCGGCGCCGGGUCGUCGACGGGCCCGGCGACCCGCGCUUGAGCGAAGAGAAGUUCAGGUGGGCGGCGGCCGUCGUUGCCAACAACGACGCCAAGUACCAGAUCAACAAGGACCGCGCGGAAGACUACAGCCGCGCGGCCGGGUCGCCGCUCCGCUGGUCCGUGGCUCUGGACGCCCCCUCCGCCGAGGAGUGUGACAAGGCCGCGCGGAUCCGGUGGCUCCAGUAUCACGACCGGGACACCGAGAACCUCUCCGGCAUGCUGCCCUUGGCGGUCAGGAUGCGUGUGGUCUUGGCCGACCACCUCGAUCGCUCCGAGGACAAGCUCCUCCUCCAAGGUAGCGCCGGGCGCGUCCACUCCUGGGUCUGGGAGCUCGACGGGGCGCCGGAGCCGGGCCUCUACCCGGUCUACCCCGUCCGCAAGGUCUGGAAGCUGGACGCCAAGCGCAAGAAGCCGGUGCUCAAGAUCGCGCGGACGCAGCUGCCGCUGGCGCCGGCCUACGCGACCACGGCCCACGGCAGUCAGGGCAAGACGCUCCCCGCCGCGCUGGUCGACUUCAACGUCGACAAGCGAACCGACGUGACCUUCGGGACCGUGGCUGCGAGCAGGGUCCGCUCCAGGGAGGACAUCUUGAUCUCGAGGGGCUUUGAGCGCUGGCUCUACACCCGCGGCGCGCUGGAGGGCCCGGCGCUCCUGCUGAAGCAGCUGCGGGGCGAGGAAGUGGACUGGGACGCAUUCCGGGAGGCGAAGGCGCCUUUCGCGGCGUGCGAGAAAUGCAAAGAGGCCAAGACACUGGACUACUUCUCCGAUCGGCAGUGGGAGCGCGUCAGGUCCAACCAACCGCUCGGCCAUUUGCCUUGCCUGCGCCCCCGGCAAGGACGGCCAGAAGACGCUGAAGCGGAAGCUGCCGUCUGGUCGCCUUCCCGCGCGCUCAGUUGCAGCAGGACGACUCUGAAGCCAAGCGCCGUUGUCUGA